CAAACGCAGCGUCACUUCACGUCGACACACGUCAGUUUGCCAGGAUCUCGGGAGGGACCAACCUAUGACCGCAAAACUGUCCAUGGGAUGCAGAUAAGUGUUUGCAGAGGACAUGCAAAAGUCUUGAUGAAUCAAGACAGAGUUUAUAGACGGCAAAUUCACCCACCAGUUGUGUUCUGGAGUCAAUACUUUUGGGAGACAUUCCAUGGAUCCAAUCAAACAAAGGAGGGAAAAGUGAAAGUGACCGUAUACGCGAGAAGAGACUCAAGACAAGUUCGCAUCUCAAAGACCAUCAAAUGAUCCAGCCUGAAGAAAAGCCGCAUUUGUGUGUUCACUGUGGAAAGACCUUUAAGCUAUCAUCUCAGCUCACAGCGCAUGAGAAGACACACAGCACUGAGAGGCCCUAUCAGUGCAGUACUUGUGAUAAGAGCUUCAGGACUAGAGCCCUCCUCAGUAGCCACCAGAUGAUCCACACGGGUGAAAAGCCCUUUCAGUGUUGUCAGUGUGGAAAGGCCUUUUGCCAAAUAUCUGGACUCACGCAACACCAGAGGAUCCAUACUGAGGAAAGUCCGCACCAAUGUUCCCAGUGUGGAAAGGCCUUUAAAAGUUUCUCUAAUCUCAAGGAACAUGAGAAGACACACGGCAGUGAAAGGACUCAUCAGUGCAGUACUUGUGGGAAGAGUUUUAAGACUAGAUCUGUACUCUAUUCUCACCAGAGGAUACACACAGGGGAAAAGCCUUUUGAAUGUUGUCAAUGUGGAAAGGUCUUUAGGAGACUAAAUAAUCUGAAGACACACCAAACUAGUCACACUGAAGAGAAGCCACAUCAGUGUGCUCAGUGUGGAAUGAGAUUUAAGAUGUUGUCCCAUGUAAGAGCUCACCAGAAAACACACAGUAACAUAAAGCCCCAUCAUUGCAGAACAUGUGGGAAGGGUUUCAGGACCCAAGGGAAUCUCACGGACCAUCAGAAGACCCAUACUGGAAAGAAGACUGGAAAGAAACGUAGAAAAAUCUCACAUCUCACAGACGAUCAGAUGGAGGAGUCAGGUGGAGAAAUGAAAGAAUUAGCUGGAGAAACAGAGGAAUUAACUGGAGGAAUGGAGGAAUCAUGUGGAGGAAUUCAGGAAUCAUGUGGAGAAACGGAUGAAGAGUCACAUGUGUGUUCUCAGUGUGGCAAGACCUUUAAGCUCUUGGCUCAUCUCAAGACCCAUGAAAAAGCACAUACCAGUGAAAGUCCUUAUUACUGCAGGAGCUGUGGAAAGAGUUUCAGGACUAGAACCCACCUCACUGACCACCAGAUGAUCCACACAGGGGAAGAGCCAGGGAAGAGUCUCAGGAAAAGCUUGCAUCUCAGAGAAGAUCAGAUGAUACAAAAGCCGCAUUUGUGUGUUCACUGUGGAAAGACCUUUAAGCUAUCAUCUCAGCUCACAGCGCAUGAGAAGACACACAGCACUGAGAGGCCCUAUCAGUGCAGUACUUGUGAUAAGAGCUUCAGGACUAGAGCCCUCCUCAGUAGCCACCAGAUGAUCCACACGGGUGAAAAGCCCUUUCAGUGUUGUCAGUGUGGAAAGGCCUUUUGCCAAAUAUCUGGACUCACGCAACACCAGAGGAUCCAUACUGAGGAAAGUCCGCACCAAUGUUCCCAGUGUGGAAAGGCCUUUAAAAGUUUCUCUAAUCUCAAGGAACAUGAGAAGACACACGGCAGUGAAAGGACUCAUCAGUGCAGUACUUGUGGGAAGAGUUUUAAGACUAGAUCUGUACUCUAUUCUCACCAGAGGAUACACACAGGGGAAAAGCCUUUUGAAUGUUGUCAAUGUGGAAAGGUCUUUAGGAGACUAAAUAAUCUGAAGACACACCAAACUAGUCACACUGAAGAGAAGCCACAUCAGUGUGCUCAGUGUGGAAUGAGAUUUAAGAUGUUGUCCCAUGUAAGAGCUCACCAGAAAACACACAGUAACAUAAAGCCCCAUCAUUGCAGAACAUGUGGGAAGGGUUUCAGGACCCAAGGGAAUCUCACGGACCAUCAGAAGACCCAUACUGAAAAGAAGACUGGAAAGAAACGUAGAAAAAUCUCACAUCUCACAGACGAUCAGAUGGAGGAGUCAGGUGGAGAAAUGAAAGAAUUAGCUGGAGAAACAGAGGAAUUAACUGGAGGAAUGGAGGAAUCAUGUGGAGGAAUUCAGGAAUCAUGUGGAGAAACGGAUGAAGAGUCACAUGUGUGUUCUCAGUGUGGCAAGACCUUUAAGCUCUUGGCUCAUCUCAAGACCCAUGAAAAAGCACAUACCAGUGAAAGUCCUUAUUACUGCAGGAGCUGUGGAAAGAGUUUCAGGACUAGAACCCACCUCACUGACCACCAGAUGAUCCACACAGGGGAAGAGCCAGGGAAGAGUCUCAGGAAAAGCUUGCAUCUCAGAGAAGAUCAGAUGAUACAAAAGCCGCAUUUGUGUGUUCACUGUGGAAAGACCUUUAAGCUAUCAUCUCAGCUCACAGCGCAUGAGAAGACACACAGCACUGAGAGGCCCUAUCAGUGCAGUACUUGUGAUAAGAGCUUCAGGACUAGAGCCCUCCUCAGUAGCCACCAGAUGAUCCACACAGGUGAAAAGCCCUUUCAGUGUUGUCAAUGUGGAAAGGCCUUUUGCCAAAUAUCUGGACUCACGCAACACCAGAGGAUCCAUACUGAGGAAAGUCCGCACCAAUGUUCCCAGUGUGGAAAGGCCUUUAAAAGUUUCUCUAAUCUCAAGGAACAUGAGAAGACACACGGCAGUGAAAGGACUCAUCAGUGCAGUACUUGUGGGAAGAGUUUUAAGACUAGAUCUGUACUCUAUUCUCACCAGAGGAUACACACAGGGGAAAAGCCUUUUGAAUGUUGUCAAUGUGGAAAGGUCUUUAGGAGACUAAAUAAUCUGAAGACACACCAAACUAGUCACACUGAAGAGAAGCCACAUCAGUGUGCUCAGUGUGGAAUGAGAUUUAAGAUGUUGUCCCAUGUAAGAGCUCACCAGAAAACACACAGUAACAUAAAGCCCCAUCAUUGCAGAACAUGUGGGAAGGGUUUCAGGACCAAAGGGAAUCUCACGGACCAUCAGAAGACCCACACCGGAGGGAAGCGGCAUCGUUGUUCUGAAUGUGGAAAGACCUUUAUUACAGUGUCUAGUUUCAAGGUGCAUCAAAUACGUCAUUGUGGGGGGAAAGCUCACAAAUGUUUAGAUUGUGGCAAGGCUUUCAAAGGGAAAUCAUAUCUCCUCAGGCACCAGAGGAGCCACUCUGAAACAUACAGGUGUACUCUGAAACAUACACAUGGUUGGUUGACGUUUUAGGUCAAACUUUUUUUUUUUUUUUUUUUGUUUUUUUUUUUGUUUAAAGAGGUUUUGGUUAAAAGUCUCAACACAAAAUGUCGUGGAUGUAUGUAUUUUUUUGUGUGUAUGGAAAACACAGUGUAUGUGUCCGCAACACUGUUUUGUGUGGAACAACAUUGAAUCAUGUUAGUUAUAGCUCCGAAAUUUGAGAAUUAAAGUGUUACCAUAUUAUGUUUUAUGCUCAUGUUGUUUACAUUAGAUUAGUAUUGACAAGAAAAUUGUUGUUGGAAGAAUGUGUUCGUCUUGGUAAAUAGUCCAGUGGACAGAAAGGUGAACCCGGAAAUGUUGAGUACACCAAAGUUUUAUGAUGGAAAUAUAUAGUAUGGGUUCCCAGCAUGCAGAAAC
Messenger RNA from Alosa sapidissima (American shad), 3701 nucleotides. Its product is annotated as zinc finger protein 208-like. The transcript is spliced from 3 exons. Gene Ontology annotation, cellular component: nucleus. The record is from RefSeq and is a predicted model, not a curated record. Gene Ontology annotation, molecular function: DNA-binding transcription activator activity, RNA polymerase II-specific; RNA polymerase II cis-regulatory region sequence-specific DNA binding. The coding region runs from base 297 to 3317 and encodes 1006 amino acids. Lineage: Eukaryota; Metazoa; Chordata; Actinopteri; Clupeiformes; Clupeidae. Gene Ontology annotation, biological process: regulation of transcription by RNA polymerase II.